CUAUCGUUCAAGGAGUCCACUAAAACACUUCAAACAACAUAACUAAUAUGGGUUCAUUGCCUACUGAAACCUCAGUGGAGGAGCAGCAGCAGCGGCAACCGGACUUGGAGAAUUCCAGUCGGGCAGAGAGGGCAUACUGGUUGCUUAAUUCACCAGAUCCUCCAGGCUUAUGGCAUGAGCUCAUAGGUUCCAUAAGAGAAAUUUUCUUUCCUGGAAAACUCUCUUCAUCAAAUUCAAAACAACCUUGGUCUAGCCGUUCUUUUCUAGUCUUGCAAAGCCUAUUUCCAAUUCUUAAAUGGGGAAGGAUUUACAGCGUCUCAAAGUUUAAACAUGAUUUGAUGGCAGGCUUAACUCUUGCUAGCUUAAGCAUUCCUCAGAGUAUUGGUUAUGCUAAUUUAGCAAAACUGGACCCUCAGUAUGGUCUAUAUACAAGUGUUGUCCCCCCUCUGAUUUAUGCACUAAUGGGGAGUUCAAGAGAGAUAGCCAUCGGACCAGUAGCUGUGGUUUCAAUGCUCCUAUCCUCCAUGAUUCAGCCAGUAGUAGAUGUUGCAGCUGAUCCUAUCGCCUACAGGAAGCUUGUUUUUACUGUCACUUUCUUUGCCGGUCUCUUCCAAUCUAUAUUUGGGUUGUUUAGGUUGGGGUUUCUGGUGGAUUUUCUUUCACAUGCUGCCAUUGUUGGAUUUAUGGCUGGUGCAGCCAUUGUUAUUGGCCUUCAGCAAUUGAAGGGAUUACUUGGCAUCAGUCAUUUCACCACCAAAACUGAUGUGAUCUCUGUCCUGGGAUCUGUUUUUACAUCACUUCACAAUUCGUGGUAUCCUCUGAAUUUUGUCUUCGGUUGUUCAUUUCUUGUCUUCCUCCUAUUUGCCAGGUUCAUUGGUAGAAGAAAUAAAAAGCUCUUCUGGUUUCCAGCAAUUGCUCCUCUUCUAUCAGUUAUAUUAUCCACUUUCAUUGUGUAUAUGACAAGAGCCGAUAAGCAUGGAGUUCAGAUUGUAAAACACAUUAAAGGAGGCCUUAAUCCGAGUACAGCCCAUCAAUUGCAAUUCCAAGGACCCCAUCUUGGACAAGCUGCCAAAAUUGGACUAAUUUCUGCUGUUACUGCUCUCACUGAAGCCGUUGCUGUUGGCCGGUCUUUUGCUUCCAUAAAAGGCUACCACCUUGAUGGGAACAAGGAAAUGGUAGCUAUGGGCUUCAUGAACCUUGCAGGAUCUUUAACUUCAUGCUAUGUGGCAACUGGAUCCUUUUCCCGAACAGCUGUAAAUUUCAGUGCAGGGUGUCAAACUGUGGUGUCAAAUAUAGUGAUGGCCAUUACUGUGCUAUUUUCACUGAUAUUGUUUACAAAGCUCUUGUACUACACGCCUAUUGCCAUUCUUGCUUCAAUCAUUCUAUCUGCUCUUCCGGGACUAAUUGACCUGCCUGAAGCUUACUAUAUUUUUAAGGUUGACAAACUAGACUUCAUUGCUUGCGUUGGAGCUUUUCUUGGGGUUUUGUUUGCAUCAGUUGAAAUUGGCCUUCUAGUUGCGGUGAGCAUCUCAUUUGCAAAGCUCUUGCUGAAUGCCAUUAGACCCAGCGUACAACUAUUAGGCAGACUUCCAAGGACAGACACCUUUUGCGAGAUGAGUCAAUUUCCCAUGGCCAUUGAAACUCCAGGCAUUUUGACUAUCCGCAUCAACUCUGCCUUGCUUUGCUUUGCUAAUGCAAACUUCAUAAGAGAAAGGAUUACCAAAUGGGUAACAGAAGAAGAGGAUGACUUACAAGAACCCAGAAAGAAAACUGUCCAAGUAGUAAUUCUAGACAUGUCCAAUAUGAUGAACAUCGACACUUCAGGGAUUCUUGCACUGGAAGAACUGCAUAAAGAUUUGGCUUCACAUGGCAUAGAUUUAGCAAUGGCCUGUCCAAGAUGGCAAGUACUACACAAGCUGAAAUUAGCCAAAUUUGUCGACAGAAUUGGGAAAGGGAAUAUUUUCCUCAGUGUUGGUGAAGCUAAUGAUGCAUGUGUUGGCCGUUCUAAAUUUGGUGCUCUUAGCAACUGUUAAAACGGGGAUUUCCGUAUAUCAAAUGUUUGCCACUAUUUAAGCAGAUAUUGAGAGUGUAUUACUAUAUUUUAAUUCCAUGUAACUGUCGAAAUAUCUUUAUACAAAGAAUUUUACUUUAAAGCAUAA
Mangifera indica (mango) is the source of this 2159-nucleotide messenger RNA. Its product is annotated as low affinity sulfate transporter 3. The coding region runs from base 48 to 2033 and encodes 661 amino acids. The record is from RefSeq and is a predicted model, not a curated record. The transcript is spliced from 12 exons. Gene Ontology annotation, cellular component: membrane. Gene Ontology annotation, biological process: transmembrane transport. Lineage: Eukaryota; Viridiplantae; Streptophyta; Magnoliopsida; Sapindales; Anacardiaceae. Gene Ontology annotation, molecular function: secondary active sulfate transmembrane transporter activity.